UCAGUUCGUAAAGUUCAAAAUCCUUGACAGUUUCAUCAUGGGUGGUGAUAUUUGCUGUGUAAAAGGAUGUAAAAAAACCACAGUGGUAUCUUAUUUCUGAAUACCAAAAGUUAAUGCACGUUGUACUUCUAAUAAAGAGAAACAACAAAGAAGAAGAGUGGCUUGGCUUAAGGUGCUGAAGUUGAAUUUAGAUUUGCCACCUAAUUUGAAGAUUUUAGUUUGUGGGAAGCAUUUCAUAAAUGGGAAACCUAGCAAUAAUGAAGACGAGACUCAUCCAGAUUGGUUACCCAGUAUUGAUGUUGGUGGACAAACUUCAACCAAAACAAGUAGUAGAUACAUACGGAGGCAAAAAAAAAGAUGGUAGCCGGUGAAAUAGGACCGAAAUGAAAUAGGACUGGAGAAAUAGGACUGAAAAUUUCCAGUCCUAUUUCUCUAGUAAAAAUUGGACUGGGAGAAUUAGGACUGAUUUUUAAAUACAUUUGAAACAGUCCUAUUUCUCCUUUGACCAGUCCUAUUUCUCCUUUGACCAGUCCUAUUUCUCCUUAAGGUUAGGCCUAUUUUUUUAUUCCUACUCUUUCAUAUUUCAGGACAAAAAGCCUCCAAACCGGUAGGCAAGAUGGGAGGGGAAUUGUUGAAGACAAGCGGGUUGGCUUAUAUCCUUCAGUCCUUGAAAAUUACCGUUGACAAAAUUUCAGCGCUUAAUUUACUUGCAGCUUAAGAACUCGUUAUGAUAAAAUUUUUUUUUUCAGUACUUUAACCGAAAUUUUUUACAAUAUAUAGUUCAUUUAUCAAAAAAUUAAUCAUUUCAUAAAUUUGAGUGCAAUUUUACUUUGGUUAUUAUUUAUUCUUCUUACGACUUGCAUCAUAGAGGGGCUACGAUGGGUGUGGUCCUCACCCUUCUAGGGAGGGGGAUGAUUCACCAAAGGGGCUGAGAUUCCAAGGUACGAAUAUUCCCCCGCAACCCCCUCUGUGUUGCAAGAUGUACGAAAAAUUUACAAUAGAAAAAGUUAAACAACAUUUAGAUUUAUUUAAUUUAAUUAUUUGUUAAAUGAACUGUAUUCAGUCAAAAAUGACGAUUAAUAUUCUGCAAUAAAAGUUAAAUAGGAUAAGGAAUUCUUAGCAUGCAAGCGAAGUAAGCGUUGCCAUUUUUUCAACGGUAAUUUUCAAGGGCGUAGGCAUAUAAAGCCAACGCUCUUCUACUACAAUUUCCCACCCCAUUUCGCCUACCGGUUUGGAGGCUCAUUGUCCCUUAAAGAUGUAAGAUAAAGGCAAGCGAAAUAGCCUUAUAUCCAAGGAGAAAUAGGACUGGUCAAAGGAGAAAUAGGACUGUUCAAAAUGUGUAUAAAAAGCAGUCCUAUUUCACCCAGUCCUAUUCCUAGAGGAGAAAUAGGACUGAAAAUUUCCAGUCCUAUUUCUCCAGUCCUAUUUCGUUUCGGUCCUAUUUCACCGCCAAUCAAAAAGAUUUCUUGAAAACUUGUAUUGGUGACAAAAUGACACCGGACUUAAUACAGGAACCAGACACAUCAACAAACAUUAAAGAAGAAUCUGUUGCUGAAGUUUUCAAUGUUGAGCCAGUUAAUUACACUACACUGAAUGACAUGGAACAAACUUUCAUUCCUGAAAUGAAAAAUGAUCCAUUCCAAAAAGAAAUAACAUCGCUUCAACACCAACUACAACAAAGUACAUUGGAAAGGGAUGCAGCCCUUAGAAAGGUAGAGAUGUUAAGUGCUUCAAUAGAAGAAUUAUUGGUAAAGAGACAACAAGCUGAAUUGACUGCAUUUGAUGCAUUAGAAAAACUGAAACUUAGUAAAUCUAUGUUACAUCAACUAAAUCAGGAUAAGGAAAUGAUUUUAUAUUACACAGGGUUAAGUAGUUUCGAUCUACUUUCUGAUAUUUUUUAUGCUUUACAUCCUGCUUUACAUCAUGAUCCCAGAUUCAAAAUUUCACUUAAAGAACAAUUCAUUUUAACUCUUAUGAAGCUUAGAUUAAAUUUGGGAAACAAAGACUUUGCUUACAGAUUUGACAUUCAUCGUACAACAGUAAAACGUUACAUUGAGAAAUUUAUAGAUGUAAUGUACGUUCGUCUUCCACCUGCUUUAUUGCUUUUGCCUGAUAGUAAGGCAUCUAAACUUACAAUGCCACUGUCUUUCAGAAAACAUUAUCCGAAUUGUAUCGCUAUACUAGACUGUUUUAAGAUUAACUGCGAGAUGCAUUCAAAUAUCAUUGAUAAGGCUUCAUGUUAUUCCAAAUAUAAGUCUCAUCAUACUGCAAAAUAUAUGGUGAGCAUGACCCCACAGGGAUCAAUUAACUUUUGUUCCAAAGGAUUCGUUGGCCGCAGCACAGAUGUAGAAAUUGUGAAACAAUCUGGAUUUGUCAAAUAUGUAAGAGAAGGAGAUCAAGUAAUGGCAAAUCAUGGAUUUUUGAUAGGUGAAGAAAUCGAGGCACUUGGCGCUACAUUAGUAACUCCUGCUUUUAAGGGACUUAGACCGCAGCUAGAAGGGUCUGAGACAGAAUUUUCGCGGAUCGUUUCUAAUGAGAGAAUACACAUUGAGAGAGGAAUAGGUAACUUAAGGAAAAAGUAUACAAUCCUUCGUGGUCCAAUAAAGAUUCCUGAAAUGAAUAUUGAUUUUAAUAGAAAUGCGUUCAUUGAUAAAAUUGUUGUUGUAUGCUAUUGCCUUAUGAACGCUAUGCCAUCGAUGAUACCGCCCUGGUGAUUCAUGAAAAAGUAAACGAUUUAAAUGUUUAUAUUUUUCAUUUCUCGGUUGCAUUUAAUUACAUGUAAUGAAUAACCAUAUCAAAUUACACAUUCUUUGCGCUGAGGACCUUACUUUUUCCACCCAAAGCUUUCUUAGUACUGGGGACGUUGUUCUUGCUAUUCAUUUUUACCUUUUUUAAAGCAUUUGUACACGUUUUACACAUCCAAUUGUUACUAAAUCGUUUUCUUGGUGGGACUAUACAACUUUUAUGGAAGGUAUAUAUCAGGCAGGAACUAUUACUACACGUAACAGUUUUAUCGCGUUUUUUGUCAUCUUGACAACAAAUAAGAUAACUUUGGUUUGCUCUUUGGUUUGCUAGCUCAACUUCCAUUUCUGUCACUGAUGGGACUUCAACGUUUAAAUCACUUAUGACUAGUUCAAUAAUAACGUUUUCUUUUAAACUUAGUUCACUUACAUUGUUUGAUUUAACGUAAUGCUCACAAAGUAAUUGCGAUAACAUAACUUGCCUAAUAUAUUUAUUUUUUUUUGAGAUUAUUUCGUCCGCAACCACUUUGUCAAAAGGAAUGCUGAUAACACAAAUGUCUUUUUC
Daphnia magna is the source of this 3306-nucleotide messenger RNA. RefSeq lists its product as uncharacterized. Bases 1491 to 2714 code for a protein of 407 amino acids. The record is from RefSeq and is a predicted model, not a curated record. NCBI's taxonomy places the organism in Eukaryota, Metazoa, Arthropoda, Branchiopoda, Diplostraca, Daphniidae. The transcript is spliced from 3 exons.